GGGGACCACUGCCUUAAAACACACUUUAACGUCGAAAGUGUGACGCGGGGUUUCCCACUCUCGCAUUUGUUCCCGUUUUAUUAGUUUUGAGAGCGCAUCUCUCCUCAUUAGACGAUCUCUGAUGACAGGAGUUCCACUACACAACGCUGGACUUUUACUUUCCGGAUGUCUCGUCGUCUGCGGUGGAACCACGAAACAUUUUGUGUUGUAAACUGCAUCUGAACUAUAACGUCGGAUCCAAGUCAGAACCAUGUCGGAAUACAACAGCAACCCCUUCCAGGACGCGGGAGUCAACAAUCAGAUUCAGGACUCGUCGACGACGCACGCGAGACAGACGGCGGCCGACUUGGAAGAGUACAAUCCUUUCACGGACUCCAAAAAUACAACGAUGGCCGCCAAGCCCGCCGGGCCCGCCAUCAUGAAGCCCACAGAGGAGCCUCCGGUCUACACGCAGCCUCGGACGCAGGAGGCGCCGGCAUUAGGGGGCGCUGGCGAGCUGCUGAGGAGGCAAGAAGAGCUGGAGAGGAAAGCUGCAGAACUGGACCGACGAGAGCGGGAGAUGCAGUCGCUCUCUGGCUCUGGAGGUAGGAAGAACAACUGGCCUCCUCUGCCAGACAAGUUCCCGGUGGGGCCGUGUUUCUACCAGGACAUCACUGUGGACAUUCCUGUGGACUAUCAGAAGACCGUGAAGAUCAUGUACUACUUGUGGAUGGUCCACUCGGGGGCGCUGCUGGCCAACCUGGUGGGCUGCCUGGCUUGGUUCUGUGUGGACUCGGUACGCCUGGUGGACUUUGGCCAGUCCAUCCUGUGGUUCCUGCUCUUCACGCCGUCUUCCUUCGUGUGCUGGUUCCGGCCCGUCUACGGAGCCUUCAAGACUGACAGCUCCUUCCGCUUCUUCCUCUUCUUCUUCGUCUACAUCUGCCAGGUUGGCGUCUACGUCCUCCAGACCGUGGGCUUCACCGGCUGGGGAGCUUGCGGGUGGAUCUCCGCCCUGACCGGCCUCAACACUAACGUGGCGGUGGGCGUCCUAAUGAUCCUCAUCGCCGCCCUUUUCACCUCGCUGGUGGUCAUGUCGCUCAUCAUGUUCAAAAAGGUGUACGCCUUGUACCGCACCACCGGCGCCAGCUUCCAGAAGGCCAAGCAGGAGUUCGCCACGGGAGUCAUGUCCAACAAGACGGUGCAGACGGCCGCCGCCCACGCCACCUCCAGGGCGGCCCAGGGAGCCUUCAAGGAGCCCAUCUGAGCUUCAACACCGGUGAGGGAGCCAAACCGAUCACCGGGGCUUUCAACUUGUACCUCCUUAAAGGGUCCCCCUCAUUCUACUCCUGUUUAGAAUUAACUUCAACCACAACACUAAUUGUCAGCCAUGUAGCAAUGCCGCCCCCCGGUGGUGCGGUCCUGUAUUACACCAACUGAAUGCUGGACGUUUUGUACUUUUAAUUAGGAUUUAACUUUCAUAAAAGUGGAAAAAAAAAAACCA
Messenger RNA from Nerophis ophidion (straightnose pipefish), 1480 nucleotides. Its product is annotated as secretory carrier-associated membrane protein 1-like. Lineage: Eukaryota; Metazoa; Chordata; Actinopteri; Syngnathiformes; Syngnathidae. Gene Ontology annotation, cellular component: recycling endosome membrane; trans-Golgi network membrane. Bases 251 to 1243 code for a protein of 330 amino acids. The record is from RefSeq and is a predicted model, not a curated record. The transcript has 9 exons. Gene Ontology annotation, biological process: protein transport.